AGGCACAAAGCAUCGAGAAUGGAGGCAAAGCAGGAUUCUCAAUGAGGACGAACGUUGGGGAGCGAGGAGUACCCAAAGUGGGCGCCUGGACGGAAAUGGGAUGCGCGCUUGGAGGAGGACACCGACUCUGUCUCUGCCGACCAAGACCCAUGGCACCAGCUCGCACUUCUACCCGUCGCAGCCACCGCGACCACACAUCCCAGUCUCUUGCUGUUCACCAUGAUCCUCAACAACAUCCCCAGGUCGAGCAGGAGCCCAAUGGUGAUCUCUUUCUCGACCCCAUGAUGGGGACCCCGCUCUCCCUGUAUGUCGACAAGGACGUCGAAAACCGAGACCAGAUCGUGGACCUCAUCACGAAAAACGGGGGUGUGGUCUCUCCAGGCUACAGUGGUGUAGUUCACAUAUUGGUCGAUCCGCACAAAGAGUCGGGGCAGAACCUGUAUCGUCAAUAUGUUGGCAAGAAGACCAAGAUUGUUCUCGACGCGAAUUGGGUAAUAGAGUGCGUCAAAGCUGGCGAACUACAGACAUAUCAGACGAAUUGGGCUGGUUGCAAGGUUACGGGUAAUGAGCAGGUCAUUCCUCCCGCAAGCGCUGUUGCUUCGACAAGUCAAGCUGGACCAUCCAACGUCCAUAUGGCUUCGGUCAUGCCUGAACAAAUGGUUCAGGCUGUUGCGCCGCCUCCUCCUAUGAUGCGACAACCGACACACACGCAUGCUCUAGCUCAAGCUGCAAUGCCUGCUCCAACGACAGAACAGCUUGUACAACACCAGCAAGCGGCAUAUGGUUACGCACUUUACCCUCAUGGUGCAAUGCACCCCUCAACAUCAGCACCUCCUCAAUCAUGGCAAACUCCUAACGGCAUUGCGCCGCAACAGACACAUAUGGCCCCUGCAGCCCAUAUGAUGCCACGGCACCCUCAUGAAUAUCAAGACCAGCAACAAGCAGCUUGGGAUCCAUAUCAUCAUCACCACGCUGCUCCUCCCCAGCAAAUUGUUACCAAUGUUCCUCAGGAGUACGACUAUAGGUAUCGCAAUGAGCCACCGAAUUGGGUUGCUACUGCAAGUGAAUAUUAUGACCAACAGUAUGAUCACCCAUACCCCGAACCCACUUUUGUAGAAGAGGCUGGACCUUCGAACGCAGAACCAUCAACAUCAGGAGGGGAGGCAGCAGCACCCGAGCCGUCUAGAGGACGUAAACGUACACGCACUCAGCCGCAACCUGCCCCGCCGGCUGCCACACUAGUCGUCAACCGUCGGAAUGCACCAGCACGUUCACCUACACCUCCCACACGAGUGAUCAAGAGUACUUUCGGAGGGAACUUGUUCACGUCGGAUGACAUUGAAUACUUGAAGAAGUACAUCGACUACUGUCAAGAACAAGGUCUCGUUCUCAGUUUACGAGAGAUAUGUGAACGGGUUGCUGUGAAAGCUCCUCACCACACAUUUUAUUCGUGGAGGCGCUAUUGCAAUAAGCAUCAGAUUCGAUUGGGGGGAUAUGCAAUGGAUGUCGGCAAUGGUUCAGAACCCCCGGAAGUGGAAAUUGGUGGCGGUAGCGGUCCUCCUGAUUCAGAGACUCUUCAACAGUUGCCAACACCUGGCGUCGGGCCUAGUACUAUCGCUGUUGCACGACAAGCGGCACAGGCUGAUGAGGGUCGCGCACGGUCCCCAACUCCCCCAAGAGCGUUGUUUCGAAGCACUACAGGGAAAGGUGUGGCGUUUACGGACGAAGAUGUCAUAUUCCUCGUGCGAUUCUUGGAGUACAGGAAUAGGACGCAUGGUGGGAAGGUUGACAUGGUAGCAUUCUGGAAAGAUGUCGCUGCGAAGGCUCCCCACCAUUCCCGCGCGUCGUGGAUGAAGUUCUACCGAAGACACAAGCACGAAUUGCAUCAUACGGAAGGUGAUGAACCGUUGCCUCCGCCACCAGAGAAGAAAAUGCGGUAUAGCAAGAUGGACGAUGUGUUAUUGGCAAAAUAUUUCUACGACAAGCCGGAAGGAACAUCGGAUAAGAUAUUCCAGCAGUUCGCGCGAGAGCAUCCCCACCACCCUUGGAAGGGUUGGCAGGAACAUCACCGUAUCCAUAAGGCGAAGAUCGACCACCUCAUCACGAAGCUCGUGAGCGGAGAGAACAUAGAUGCAGAGGGCGAAGAAUGACCGAGUUCAUGGACCUAUUACAUACGCAAUUGUCUAUCAUUAUUACUCGCACGUUUCUUUAGAUUCCACUGCAAUUGACUGCAUUGCGAUUUUGUCGCGAUACAUACGGUGGCGUGGAGUGCACACCAUGAUUCAUAAUGUUGCUGGCAAUAGUCACCACAUGUGCUGCCGGUCCCUGUUUGGUGCUGUUUGGCAUCAGUCUUGUGGUAUUUUCGCUUAUUGGAGAACCAGAACGACUUCACUCUUACAUCGUUCCUUUCUUGGUUCCUUCAUUUUCCAUGACAAUGACCUAGUAGAUGAGACCCAAGCUUUAUUGCUUGUAUCUGCUAACAAACUGAAGAUCGAGAA
Somion occarium is the source of this 2498-nucleotide messenger RNA. The record is from the annotation of a GenBank genome assembly. Lineage: Eukaryota; Fungi; Basidiomycota; Agaricomycetes; Polyporales; Cerrenaceae.